Messenger RNA from Cooperia oncophora, 390 nucleotides. The record is from the annotation of a GenBank genome assembly. NCBI's taxonomy places the organism in Eukaryota, Metazoa, Nematoda, Chromadorea, Rhabditida, Trichostrongylidae.
AUGCUUCUAGUGAGCGAUGACGUCAUCCUUCCACGAAUUCAACCGCGUCACGACAUCGUCUAUUUGCCGUUUUCGAGUGGUAUUCACGGCAAACGCGAAGGAAUUCUCACCACACAUUACGUAAUGAACGCCAAGACUGUGAUCUCUUUCAACUCCAACUCCUACAUACAUCCCGAACGUGGCGAAUAUACAGUAGCCAUGAUGCCGUUUCAUCGUCAACUCGGACUUGAAGCGAUAUUCAUCUCAUUGUUGGCGGGAGCUACAGUAGUUACCGUAUCCAACUUUUGUGUACACACCCUUAUGACAUGUAUAGACCGAUUUAAGGUAUGUAACUUUUUCCUACCUUAUUUAUAUUGGAGGUCGCGUUUCGCAUUGAGUGACUCUAAUUAA